Plasmodium fragile is the source of this 1377-nucleotide messenger RNA. RefSeq lists its product as uncharacterized. The transcript has a single exon. Lineage: Eukaryota; Apicomplexa; Aconoidasida; Haemosporida; Plasmodiidae. Bases 1 to 1377 code for a protein of 458 amino acids. The record is from RefSeq and is a predicted model, not a curated record.
AUGCUGACACUGCACAAGAUAAAAAGAAUAAGCAACGCCCACCGCCUACUGCUGAACGAAGAGAGAAACAAAAUUCACGUGGCCAUACAUGAGCAUGAAGACGUCCUACCAAAGAAUAACAGCAAAGCGUGCAGGAACAAGUACAAAAAUGUAGCAAAUCUGCACAGAAUCAUCCACAGCGGGGUGUUAAAAGGGCACAGAAACGUGUACUUCUACAAAUGCUUACUGAAAAUUGCGGAGAAGAGGAGAAAUGAUCUAAGCUUGCACCAAAUAAAUAUAAUUUUAAAGGCCCUUGUACGAGGCAAGAUUUACAGAUAUGUCUCAUUUCACUCCUUCGAGAUCCCCAUUUUGAAUCAUCUAAACUGGUUAAACGGAUUGAUUAAGGAUGUGGAGGAAGGUACGUUCAGAGGAAGAGGUAAAACUCAGCAGAGCAGGAACGAAUCACGCAUGGUCAGUCGUCACACUGAUCACACCAACGGGGAGGAAGAAGACAAUUACAAAAAAUUCCUUUUGAGGGAAAGAAUACAUGCAUUAGGGAAAAGUCAGUGGAGGGGAGAAGACCCUUCCAAAGUGAAGGAUAUAAUUUCAGACCAAUUCGAUAUCAUAGUUGAUAUAUUCAAAAGCUACUUAAAAGUUCUGAAUUUCCAUUUUUGCUUUUUAAGCCAAACGAUUUUCUUUUUCAUAAUUAAAAAUUACCAGUACCUACCCCAUGGGCAAAAUUUAAUGUCCAUUUGGGGUAUGUACGUGAAGCGAGUUUUGUCCAAUCACCGCUUGAUGAAUCCGAAGGAGGGGUAUCCACCUCAAAUGGGGAGAAACCAACGAAUGGGUGAAGAUUCCACCGCAUAUCUUUUUACCCCCCCCGUUUGUUCACUCUCAGAGGAAAAAUCACGAAUCAUUAAGCUGUAUAGAUAUAAGUACACUCAAAACAUUCACGCAAAGACGGUGCGAAACUACACCGUUGCUUUUAAAAAUGAGAGAAAGAACAAACGAGGAGGAAAAAAAAAACAUCCUUGUAAAUCCCUAUUUUGUAAAAACGGAAACCUCACUCUUUGCAAAUAUAUGGUCAUGCUCAUGUUGAAACAAGACACAUUAGCUAGCUACUGCAAACUGGUCAAACAGAAAAGAACACGUUACAAAAAUGCAUACCUCUCAAAUGGCUAUUUGUACAAAAUGAAAAACACAAACAUGGUGUUGGAUUUCCAGUCGAAAAAGUAUCUAAUCAAAGUAGGGUUCGUGCAGAAUGUAGCCUUCCUCCAAGGGGAAGGGUUCCACAAGGAUUUCGUGACAAAUGGACACUUCCUUCGUAGCGUUUCCAACUGGAUGACGAAGCUCAACGUGAGGUGUCGCCUCCUUAGCGGGGGUAUAAACCGAGAUUAG